AUGUUAGUAUCAUUUCUCAGGAAGCAGCUUGAGAGAAAAUUGCAGAGCUAUACAACUCUGCCACAACCGAAUCACGAACAGCUGAUGAACUCAGAAGCGGCAUCUGUCUGUAUGGAGGAGACAAAUAAAAAUACAGAAAAUCUACAUGAAGGGGAUGUUGAUCUUGCAUCAAUGUCUAUAGUGUUAAAUGAAGCUGAUAAUUCUGAAAGCAACACAGAAGCUUUAGAACAGACAUGUGAGUUACGAACACCGUCUGUACCAGUACCACAGCAAUCCCUUCUGGCAGUUAAAGUGAAACAUGAUUGGUCUGAUUACACACCAAGACACUUACAAUCAAGUAAACACAGAGUUCUUCAAGGAAAAAGAAAAAGGAUUGAAGAACAGUCAUCGAAAGAGGGCCUAACAUCUCUAAAAAGGAAGUUGUUAGAGGAAGAAGCUGCAAGAAACAAAGAACACCAUGAACAAAAAAUGAAAAAUGAGCAGGAACUACACGAGUUGAAAGCUAAAAACUUGCAGCUCCAAAAUAAAAAAUUAGAAUAUGAAAUUUUACUCUUACAGAAACAAAUUGAUGCAUAAUCAAUAAAGUAUU
This is a messenger RNA of Acanthoscelides obtectus, 589 nucleotides long. The record is from the annotation of a GenBank genome assembly. Lineage: Eukaryota; Metazoa; Arthropoda; Insecta; Coleoptera; Chrysomelidae.